Messenger RNA from Camellia sinensis, 1215 nucleotides. The record is from RefSeq and is a predicted model, not a curated record. Lineage: Eukaryota; Viridiplantae; Streptophyta; Magnoliopsida; Ericales; Theaceae.
UCCCACGUGAUUGUACGUGCGAGUCAUGAACCCAGGCACAACGGUGACGGCUUCCUCCACCACCGUCCUCCCACCCACCCACCACCACAGUCGUCCUUCCAAAUCUGGUCAGAUCUGUCAAAAACUCAGUGGACCUCUUGUUCAAAAAAAAAAAAAAAACUCAGUAGACCGCCGCUCCGCUUUCAGCCAAAUAAUCAAGAAAGCGAAGGACUUGGCAUUUUUGGAGAAAGAAGAUGGAGUCGCAUUGCUUGAAGUCAUCGGAAGCGGUGGCUGUGGAGUUGUUUACAAGGCGGAGUUACCGGGAAGUAAUGGAAAAUUGAUAGCUAUAAAGAAGAUCAUCCAACCCCCAAAAGAUGCAGGAGAUUUGAUGGAUGAAGAUAGUAAGUUUCUGGCCACGAAGAUGAGGCAAAUCAAAUCGGAGAUUCAGGCCGUUGGUCAGAUACGGCGCAGGAACCUUCUUCCUCUGCUAGCCCACGUGUCCCGGCCUGACUGCCAUUACCUCGUAUACGAGUUCAUGAAAAAUGGCAGCUUGCAAGACAUCCUAAACCAAGUUUCGAAUGGGACUCGACAACUCGAUUGGCAGGCUCGGCACAAGAUCGCAAUUGGGGUGGCUUCUGGGCUCGAGUAUCUCCACACAAGCCAUUCUCCGCGUAUAAUUCAUAGAGAUCUCAAGCCUGCAAACGUACUUCUUGACGAUGACAUGGAAGCUCGAAUUGCAGAUUUUGGGCUCGCGAAAGCAGUGCCCGACGCGCAUACUCACGUUACAACCUCCAAUGUCACGGGAACUGUUGGAUAUAUUGCUCCAGAAUAUCACCAGACAUUGAUGCUGUGUUUGUUCACAAACAAGUGCGACAUAUUCAGCUUUGGGGUACUGUUGGGAGUUCUGGUGAUAGGAAAGUUUCCAUCUAAUGAUUUCUUCCAACAUACAUCAGAAAUGAGUUUCGUGAAGUGGAUGAGAAAGGUCAUGACUUCUGAGGAAGAGGAUCCAAACAAAGCAAUUGACCCGAGACUGAUGGGGAACGGGGACGAGGACAAGAUGCUCCUCGUUCUUAAGAUUGCUUGCUUCUGCACUCUCGAUAAUCCGAAACAGAGGCCUAACAGCAAGGAGGUUAGGUGCAUGUUGUCUCAGAUCAAGAACUAAGAAAGCUACUUAAUGUUGUGUAAGUGCAAGAAUAAUGAUGCAUAUCAUGUAUGUGAUGAAGAAUGUUUUUUUUU